This is a messenger RNA of Oncorhynchus mykiss (rainbow trout), 3842 nucleotides long. It is a transcript of the gene hs6st1b, whose product is annotated as heparan sulfate 6-O-sulfotransferase 1b. Gene Ontology annotation, cellular component: membrane. Gene Ontology annotation, molecular function: heparan sulfate 6-sulfotransferase activity. NCBI's taxonomy places the organism in Eukaryota, Metazoa, Chordata, Actinopteri, Salmoniformes, Salmonidae. The record is from RefSeq and is a predicted model, not a curated record.
UGUGUGUUGAGAAGUGGGUGUCGCUGUGCAUGCUGGUCCAAGAGGAACAGAAACACGGUGCAGAGAGGGAAGACACCUCGAACGCUGCUUACUUUGUUAAAUGCGAGCUGAGAGUGCUGUGACUAUUGGUGUAGGGUUCAAAGUCGAUUGUAAUCUGCAGUUUUGGAUUUUUGCCAACUCGGAUUGAGUUUUGCUAGGUGAAAGCGGGAGCAAUACAAUGUAUCCAUGCCCGACCUCUCAUUGCUUCGCGGUCCUCUGACGAGCUCAAACCCACUGUCUAUGGAGGGACAAACGAAAAGCGCAACGCUCAGGUACCAAGUACCCCCAUUUCGGUUAUCUGGGAGAUGGUAACAAAUGAACGGCACUGGAGGGAACAUGGUUGAGAGGACCAGCAAAUUUUUGUUGAUCGUCGUCGGAUCCGUCUUCUUCAUGCUGAUUCUAUAUCAGUACGUGGCUCCUGGGGUGAUGAACUUCGGGUCUCCGCAGGGGUACCUCGCCGAGGACAACAUGGAUAUUUUCCCCACUCCGGAUCCCCAUUAUGUGAAAAAGUACUACUUCCCUGUCAGGGACUUGGAACGCACCGUUGAUUUCGAGAUCAAGGGUGAAGAUGUGAUCGUGUUUCUUCACAUACAGAAAACUGGCGGAACCACUUUUGGCAGGCAUCUGGUGCAAAAUGUUAGACUAGAAGUCCCGUGUGAUUGCAGACCAGGGCAGAAAAAGUGUACAUGCUACCGUCCCAACAGAAAGGAGACCUGGCUGUUUUCGAGGUUCUCCACUGGCUGGAGUUGCGGGUUACAUGCGGAUUGGACCGAACUCACAAACUGCGUUCCUGGAGUGCUCAACAAGAGAGAAAAUAAAUCAAAAAAACUGAGGAAGUUCUACUACAUAACCCUGCUGAGGGACCCUGUGUCACGCUACCUGAGUGAGUGGCGCCACGUGCAGCGCGGCGCCACCUGGAAGACGUCCCUCCACAUGUGCGACGGGCGCACACCUACGCCCGAGGAGCUGCCGCCCUGCUACGAGGGUACGGACUGGUCAGGCUGCACCCUGCAACAGUUCAUGGACUGCCCCUACAACCUGGCCAACAACCGGCAGGUGCGCAUGCUCGCCGACCUCAGCCUGGUGGGCUGCUACAACCUCUCCACGGUGCCCGAUAAGCGGCGCUCGCAACUUCUCCUCGAGUCGGCCAAGAAGAACCUGCGCGACAUGGCCUUCUUCGGUCUGACGGAGUAUCAGCGCAAGACGCAGUUCCUGUUCGAGCGCACCUUCCGACUGCGCUUCAUCCGGCCUUUUGUGCAGUACAACAGCACGCGGGCGGCCGGAGUGGACUUGGACAACGACACGGUGGCGCGCAUCGAGGAGCUCAACGACCUGGACAUGCAGCUGUAUGACUACGCUCGCGACCUCUUCCAGCAGCGCUACCAGUACACUCGGCAGCUGGAGAGACGGGCGCAUCGCUUGGCACUUCGGAGUCACGGGCUGGACCCCCGUGAUUUACUCAGAGAGGAGGGUGGUGUGGGGGGCGAGGGGACAGCCAGGCUGCCCACAGAGGACUACAUGAACCACAUAAUUAACAGGUGGUAGCCCCUAUCCCAUCCCACCCCAACCACCCACUUUCCUGAUCUCCCCAUUGUCUGGAAUGGUGAGAUUGCAUCAGAGUGAAUGUUUAGGAAAGGUGAGAUUUGGCACUUAUGGCUCGAGAGGAAGAAAGUUGCAGAGGAUUGGGUGCUGCAGUGGUUUACCUACAGACUUUGCAUGAGGCGAGCUGUGGGUUGCGAACCAGAUGAUAUCACUUCCAGCUACUGGAUGACAUAGUCCUUCUGGUCUUCUUGGACUAUGUGGACUCAUGAUAAACCUGAGUCACGGGGCUUUGUGAUUGGAAGCCCAUGAUAAACCUGAGUCAUGGGGCUUUGUGAUUGAAAGCCCAUAAUAAACCUGAGUCAUGGGGGUUUGUGAUUGGAAGCCCAUGAUAAACCGGAGUCAUGGGGGUUUGUGAUUGGAAGCCCAUGAUAAACCGGAGUCAUGGGGGUUUGUGAUUGGAAGCCCAUGAUAAACCGGAGUCAUGGGGGUUUGUGAUUGGAAGCCCAUGAUAAACCGGAGUCACCCUCUGGAGUUCUCGGAGCAACAACUGUCUCUACUCAGAUUCCCAAUGGAGCAAAAGAAAAACGAUGGAUAAUUCCUUUACAAAGUAACCAGACUUGUUUUACUUUCCGUUCUGUGUCUUGGCCCAUCAGAAUAACAUAUGUGCUUAAUAUGUUGUUGUAAGGAAUUACAAAGCAGUGAGAUGGGAGAUUACCUGUACUGGACAUUUCCGACGAGCCAUCUUUUUAUUUAUUAACAUUGCUUUCUGAUCGUUUGAAAUACAUAUUUUUCCAAUGUGAGAGACUAUUUGGCUCGGCUUGAAAUACAGUUUGACACUUGUAAGUUAUAAAAGUCAUGAUGGUGACUUAAAAAAAAAUAUUUCAUAACAUACUCAUCCAUUUGCUGAAAGGUUACUAACAUUUGCAAUCAAAGUUUAGAGCUAUAUCUUAAUAGAGAUGAUGCAUAGUGUUUUUUUUGUUUUUUUUACACUUGUAUGUUUUUACCAUUUUGUCAAUGUCGUGUGAAGAGGCCAGUUUCUUUGGUUCCGAUGUAUUUUCAUUUGCCCGUUGUACUGUGAUCUGUACACUAAAGGAGAUGUACAGAAUUGAAUGAAAUAUUUGGCAAAGGUUUGUCCAGGAACAUUUCUGACCACAACCUCCAUACAACAAUUGAUGCUCAACAGGAGACCGACCGAGGGUCUCGCACUGAAGGGGAAACAGGAAACACUGUCUUAUUAUUACUUGUACAAAAUAAAACUUCUGUGAGUGUGUGCAUGUGUGUAAGUGUGUGUAUUGUAAGUGUGUGUAUGCGCGUCCAUUUGUUCCUGAGCUUUCAUGCUCAAUUCAUUUCCUUCUGAUUGGGAUCAAAUGUGUCACCUAAAACCAGAACUUAAACGGUGAAAUGGAUGGAUUAUCCAUUGAGUUUGCCAUGCUCCUCGAUGUGCGUCUGUUGGGGCAUUAUAAAACUAUGUAAAAUAAAGUGCAUCAGGUUCCAUAUUAAAGAGGUGAAGAAUGCACAGCCACUUGUCAACCAUAAGCUCUUGUUUUUGUUAAUAAUACAUUUUUUUUGUAAACUGAAAUAUGAUGAUCCCCUGGUAAACUGUGUUUAAUUAACAUUCUAACAGAAUGUGUCUGGACAUGAUAUAACCCUCAUCAAUCAAUACUGGUGUAUAUGGAGCCUUCACAACUAUCCUAUUUAAAAUUCAAUUCCCAAAGUCCCCCAUCCAACAACAAACUGUAGUCCCACAGGCAUAGCCAGUACUAAAAACAGACCCAAGACUAAUUGCUUGGGGAGUGUUAAGAUGCUAAUGCAUUAUUAUUAAGGAAAUUUGGACCAGUGUGUGCAGAUCCUGCGAAUGACUGUCUUUUCAUCAAGAACAUAAUGUUUGUUUUAGUGACGAAUACUUACAUUAUGUCCAAUCCUCUCCGGAGCGGAGGUAUAAUGAUUGGUAGCAGGAGACUUCUCUAAUGCAAAGUAUUUUUAUCUUAUUUGAGAAAGAUAGCUUUGGGGAAGAUGGAUUACGAAGCUAUGGGUUUAGACAAAUCGUUACAGAAUGAAGUGUAUGUGUGUGCGUGCAGUCGUGUGAGAUAAAGAGAAAGCAAAAGAGUGAGAGAACAAGAGAAUUUGGUGAAGUGGGACAUUUCUACAUGGGCUCUGGUCUGGUUUUACCCAUAUUGUAUUAUUGCUGUGAGUAUUUCUGUUCUUCAAGCAGAUUGGAUCUUCUAUUCAACAAUAAAAAAUAAAAAAGAUAUUUCUUUGUA